AUGCCACGAUCAAAACGAGCGCGAAAUGCUGUUGUGACUAACUUGCUAGGUCCAGGGUUGGAAAGGAAUGGAUUGGUUGCCCGGAAGAGGGUACGACUCAAGAUGGAAGCAACCCAGCGAAGAGUCCUUGAAGACACAUCGGCCGAAGUUAGAGCUGACCUUGAAGAACUUCAAAACAAUGGCUUUGCCCUUGAUACCGAUAAUGCGGAUGACUGGGUGGAUGACCCCGCGAUGGCAGAUGCUGGGCUGUUCCAAGAUGAAGGGCUUACCAGCAAACAAUUCUUGACGGUAAUGUCCUCCCUGUUCCCAAAACAGCGCAAGAAAAGUCACAUUUGGGGCCACCGCAUGGCCAGGCUCCACGCAGCUUGGGCAGAGCAGCUGAACGACCUCAUUGCCCUAUACCUUGAAUUCAAAACUACCAACCCUUCUUCUACACCAUCUCACUAUCCCCUGCCCCAAGACAACCUCAAUUACGUUUACAUCAAGUGCCUUGACAUAUUUGAUGGUAGUUCAUUUGAAUACAUACCCAGGCAGGAGACAGACAUCCAUCUUACAUACGCGCUGGUGCGUGCCGGCUAUCUAUCCCCUACUCCAACAGAGCCCCAAAUUGCGAUCUCCCUGCGAUCGCUCGAACUGUUAUACUCUCUUUUCCGAGCAGCGCCCGCUUUCAGUAUUCAACAUUUUACCUGGGUGGUUUCUGACAUACACAAGCCCUACUUAAGAACCCAAAUCUCAGUUGCUUUCGAUAUCUUCUAUCGGAUAUUCUUCCACCUGGAUAAACUCGUCAAACAAGCUGUAGGUCAGGUGGGGCCCAAUUAUCGUCUCAAAAAUUCCUGCCCUGCUUGUCACUGUAAGGUUGAAGAUGAGCCCGAACGCCCCAUUCAGCUCAUUGUCACAGCUGAUGGGAAUACCUCCCUCUCAAGGCUGCGCCACAAUUUUGCCACCGACGCCCGAGUCUUUCCCACCAGGUAUGAACAUUCCUCUUCCUUAGUUCACUCAGUAAUAUGUGCGACUUGUGAGAUGGAUGGCCCAGAGUCGUCAUUUAUAUCUGACAGCUGCCUAGCAUGGAAGAAUGCUCGGCCAAUGCCCUUGAAGUCGAAGUCGGGUGCCAUGCAACUCAUGGAUGAGACAGGACUUUUCUCUGUCGUUUGCCGACAUGGUAUCGUCCAAUUCCUUAUCGACAUGGUCCAGAGUGGGGAGUUAGCCAAAUAUCCAAUCGCUGCCGCUGAUCAACUCAUAUGGACGUUCGGCCACAACAUUCUAUUUGCAUACGAUAUUGGCUGCACAUUUUCAGCUACCCUUUCCAAGUCUUCCAUUGGUGAUAUGGCACGAGAAGCAAAAUUUAGGUGUUGUACUGGUUCUUUCCACGGUGCCGCUCACAACAGACUCUGCCAGCUCGAUUUCCUCAUAGGGCUACAGCAGGGAGCUGGAAUUGAAGAUGGCGAAGGCAAUGAAUGA
Molecule: messenger RNA, 1458 nt
Organism: Cantharellus anzutake
Lineage: Eukaryota; Fungi; Basidiomycota; Agaricomycetes; Cantharellales; Hydnaceae
Exons: 8
Coding region: 1-1458 (485 amino acids)
Source: RefSeq, a predicted model, not a curated record